AUGAAAAAAGUCGACGAGAUGAAAAAGAACUACAAAAACGUCACAUUCCACGUCACUUACUUAUCCAAAGAGACACAAGAAGUGGAGUAUCUUCCGAUGCUCGAGACGCACUGCGGAGAUGAAAAGCGGAGUGUAGUGACGGUCAAAGUCCACCAAUAUCUCCUCGACGCCGAGUGUCUGUCGCUGACCCUCGCGAAGUGUCUUCCGCAGGAAUUGACGAUUUUUGCAGACACAAGAAACGCGUACGAAAAGUGCAAAGCCGAGAAGUGCGAUUUAAGAGAUCCUAAGUUUGUGUGGGGUGCAAAAUAUAUUGAAUACGUCAAUGUGAGAAAGACUAAAGUCGGGGAACUGACUCUCCCUUUGACUACAAAGAGUCUCAAUAUGAAGGAUGUCUACGGAGACGUAGUAACGACGGGGUGCAAACUUGAAAAUCUGUCCGUAACUGGAACGUACACUGGUAAGACACUAACACUUUUCAAUGUAAUUUGGAUCUCAAAAAGAAUGUCUUUAGUGUUAUCGAAGAACAGAGAAAUUCUUCAACUGAAAAAGUAA
This is a messenger RNA of Entamoeba invadens IP1, 552 nucleotides long. RefSeq lists its product as hypothetical. The transcript is spliced from 2 exons. Lineage: Eukaryota; Evosea; Mastigamoebida; Endamoebidae. Bases 1 to 552 code for a protein of 183 amino acids. The record is from RefSeq and is a predicted model, not a curated record.